AGCUCGCUGGUCAGUAUCACCUCACCACUGCUGGCGGUCGGUUGUGCAUCUUUCUGCUGGACCAUCCGGAUUAUUGAGAUCGAACCAGAAAAACGUUGAAACGCGAUGCCAACCGGUAGCAACCCGUUCGAUGGAAUCAAUCCUGAUGCGUACCGUGCGUACGUGUUUUGGUCGAGCGUUCUGUUAAUGAAGCUGUUCCUCAUGCUACCGCUGACAGCAAUCAACCGAUUCAGAAAGCAGGCGUUCGCAAAUCCGGAGGAUACGGCUGCAUUUAGCAGGAAGGCCAAACCGAAGUUCGAUGAUCCCGAUGUCGAGCGAGUGCGCAGGGCCCACCGGAACGAUCUCGAGAACAUUCUACCGUUCUUCGUCGUCGGUUUCCUGUAUCUGCUGACCAAUCCUGCGCCGGCUUUCGCUAUUAACAUGUAUCGGCUAGUGGCCGUGUCGCGAAUUCUGCACACCGUGGUGUACGCCGUGGUGCCGCUGCCGCAGCCGGCCCGCUUCCUGGCGUUCGUGGGUGCGCUGGCGCCAACGGUCUACAUGACGCUGCAGACCUUGUUGUACUUUCUGUGAGGCAUCAAUGGUCUAGUAAAGCAAUGAACAAUCAUUGCUAUCACUUAUUUGACGCCGUGGUUUUUGGAUAACUAUUAAACAAUAGAUGAUAGCCUGGGA
Molecule: messenger RNA, 669 nt
Organism: Anopheles aquasalis
Lineage: Eukaryota; Metazoa; Arthropoda; Insecta; Diptera; Culicidae
Product: microsomal glutathione S-transferase 1
Cellular component (GO): membrane
Source: RefSeq, a predicted model, not a curated record